This is a messenger RNA of Cladophialophora yegresii CBS 114405, 912 nucleotides long. RefSeq lists its product as uncharacterized. The coding region runs from base 1 to 912 and encodes 303 amino acids. The transcript has a single exon. The record is from RefSeq and is a predicted model, not a curated record. NCBI's taxonomy places the organism in Eukaryota, Fungi, Ascomycota, Eurotiomycetes, Chaetothyriales, Herpotrichiellaceae.
AUGACGAUACCGUCGCAGUCUGACUCACCCCUACUAAAGCUUCCGAGCGAAAUCCGCAACCAAAUAUGGCACCUUGUCUUCGCCGACCUUCAUGUCAUUCCAUCGCGCUCGGGGCCGCAGCUCGCACAAGGUGGCUGCCGAGCAUGCACUAAUAUCGCCUGCACUGAUGUAACCACGGGGACCUCGACGUCCGAUCUCCUUUCGUGGCAGGAAGUCUUCCGACCUCUCCGCACAUGCAAGCAGAUCUACAAUGAAGCCCAGCAUAUCCUGUUGUCAUCGUUCACAUUACAUCUAGGCUCACCACUAGGAGAUCCUAUGCGGUCCAUCGUCCCGCAUCUCGCCAGGAUGAAGAACGACGUCCGACGCCUUGAAUGGCGCGUCCACAUCCUGGGCGACAACCGCGUGGAUUGGAUUGCCAGCAUCGGGAUCAUUGGAAACCUGUUCCCCAAAUUGGAGCAAGUGGUCAUCCACGCGCACAUGCGUCCACCAGAUAGCUACGAGAAGCUCAUAGAUGGGAUCUACGUUGCGCUGCCAAUGGUUCGCCUGGCCAAACGCGAAAUGCCCAAUACUCCUCUCAGCAUCGACCUCGCGUACAUCUACUCGGGUGUCAUGUUUGAGUCGCCAUUCAUGGGCGAAAUCACGACGGAGGAUGCUCUCGAGGAACACGAGCUUGUGCUCAAGGACGUAAUCGCUGAUGACGAGUUCAUUACAUUGGCCCUGGCUCCGGAGUUGGAUAUCCAGUCUAUGAUUGCGGCAUUGUUGAGGUGCGCAAGAGCGCAUGAGCAGGCGUGGUUCGAGAAGCUGCAGAGGAAGAGAAUCGCGAGGCUAAGAGAGAUGGAAGCCGCCCAAACUCAAUUAGCGGGUCUGGUAGGCGGGAUGGAUGAACAACCUGGAGGAAGUCGAAUACCGUAG